AUCUUUUAUCAGGUUUUUAUUUUAUUUGUUUUUGACUACCUUUUCAGCUAUCCUGUCAAUCGAUAUUAGGCAAAGUUAAAAGUUUUAACUUUAAUAAUAGUCAAAUUAAAAGAUUUUAUUUUAAAAUAACACUCCACCUACCAUAAUUAUUCAAACAAUAGUUUUUGGUAUUUUUAAUUACAUAAAUUUUUAUUUUUUUUAAAUGGGCAGCAAAGUAGUUAAUGAAAGUAGUGUUUUUUAUAUGGACUUUUGUCCUAACUGCUCCAAUAUACUAUCUUUAGAAGAACACAUGGGUGAGAUGCGACACAAAUGUCAAGUAUGUCCCUACUUCUCACCAAUUAAAAAUGUCAUCUUGGCAUCUCGAUCAUUCUACAAACUAAAGGAAAUUGACUCAGUUUUGGGUGGUAAAGCAGCUUGGGAAAAUGUCGAUUCCAUCGAUGUUGUUUGUACCGUGUGUAAUCAUGGCCGUGCAUACUUUCUUCAAGUUCAGACUCGAUCUGCAGACGAGCCAAUGACGGUUUUCUAUAAAUGCUGUAGUUGCGGAAACAGAUGGAGAGAAUGAUAACUUGCCCAUAAUCAUCAAAUGUAUAAAAAUAACACUUUUUGUAAUUAAAAAUAAAAAAAAUAAA
Molecule: messenger RNA, 629 nt
Organism: Adelges cooleyi (spruce gall adelgid)
Lineage: Eukaryota; Metazoa; Arthropoda; Insecta; Hemiptera; Adelgidae
Gene: Polr3K
Product: DNA-directed RNA polymerase III subunit RPC10
Exons: 2
Coding region: 203-562 (119 amino acids)
Biological process (GO): termination of RNA polymerase III transcription; DNA-templated transcription
Cellular component (GO): RNA polymerase III complex
Molecular function (GO): nucleic acid binding; zinc ion binding; DNA-directed RNA polymerase activity
Source: RefSeq, a predicted model, not a curated record